AUGGAAUAUAAUCAUUAUAAAAAGAAAACUAAUAGAUGUAUAAGCUUUAAUAGUUUAAAUGAAUGCAAUAAUGAUAGGCAUAAUUCUUGUAUUGAUUAUAUAAACAACGAAUUUAAUAAUGAUGAGUUUGCAAAGUUGAAUAUUUUUACAAUUAUAAAAAAUGAAAUAAUUAAUGUUUUAACAAUUAUAAAGAAACAUGAAUAUAAUAAAAAUUUAGAUUCUAGCAUUAUUGAUGCAUUAUUUAUUUUAUACAAUAGUAUUAAUAAUUUAAAUAAUAGCGGGAAAGAAGAAAUAGAUAUAAAUGAUUUUAAUAAUAAACUUGAUAUUUAUUAUAUAGCACCAUUUUUAAAUAUAAUAAGAAAUAAUAACAUUUUUUAUAAAAUAAAAUUAAAUGCUUUACAUUCACUAUAUCAUAUUUUAAAAUAUAAUAGCAAUAAUUUUAAUGAGAAGGAUUAUGAAGAUAACAUAAACAGUAAACAAAUAUCAUAUAUGUCUAUAGGUAAUGAAGAAGACAUUAACAACAAUCAAAGCGAAAGUGUAAAUAAAAGCGACUUCAUUUUUUCUGAUGAGAAUAAUUUAGUUAAUGUAAAUGAUAGACAUGGUGAAAAUGAAAUACAUUUUAAGAUAAAUGAAAAAAUACAUAAAAAAAAAAAGUAUCAUUUUUUUAAUAGAAAUUAUAAAUUCAAUAAAAAGUAUAAUUCUAGAAAAGAAGAAAAUUCAAAUUUUUUGGUAAAUAAAGGAAAUAAUAUUAUUAAUAUUAGUAUAGAAACCUUAUUAAAUGCACCAAUUAAUUAUAAUAAUGUUAGCCACGAAGAAAUUAUAUUAUAUGAAACUAUAAUAUUAUUUAACAAUAUAAUAUGCAAUGCAAUUAGAAUGGUAGACAAAAAAUAUAUAAUAAAAAUAAUUUGUUAUAUUUUUAAAAUAUAUAAGAACAAUAAAUACUCUUUAUUAUUUAAAGGAAAUUGCGAAUCUCUAUUAGUAAAUGCUUUUUAUGUAAUUAUAAAUAAUUUUAUGAAUAACUUAGAUGAUGACUCUAUAAAUGAUUUAUUGAUUAUAGUUUUAAUAUUAAUAAGUAGUAAUAAAAAUAAAUUUAUUUUUGAUAUACUGAAAAAAAAAGAAUAUAUAGAUUUAUAUAAAGAUUUAUUUGAAAAUGAAAUUUCUAAUGAAAAUAUGGAAAGUAUUAAUAUAUUAUCAUUUAGGUUAUUAAAUAUUUUGUUAGAAAUAUGUGGGUGUUCAUUAGUAAACAAAAAUUUGGAUAUAUUAACUAACAUAAUAAGAUGUUUGUUUAUUCACAUUAGCUCUUCCUCAUAUAUACUAAUUUGCAAAUCAAUGAGACUUUAUGUAAAUAUUUUCAUUUUAUACAAAAAGAAUUUUUUUAUUUAUAAUGAAAUUUAUAUGAAUAUUUUAUUAAGCAUACUAAAAAAAAAUUCACAAAAAAAUAUAACUGAAACAGCCUUAUUAACUAUAUCUCAUUUCUGCACAGAAAAUGUUCUAUUUGAAUUAUAUUAUAAUUAUGAUAUUAAUUUAUAUGCAUCUGAUUUAUUAGAGAAUUUCAUUCAGUCAAUAUUGGAAUUGUGCAUAAAUUUUAUUCAAAAUACUACCAUUAUAAAUGAAGUAAUUUUUAAAAUGAUCAAAAGCAUUUUAUAUAUAUCAAGUCCCUAUAAAAUUUGUAACGACAAUAAAAAUAGUUUCUUUUUGAAUGAAUUAAAUAAUAUAGUAUCUGAAACUUCAGGAUAUAAUAGCCAAUUAAUUAGUGAUUUUAAAAGUGAUAUAUAUUCAAAUAGUUAUGGUAAUGUAUUAAAUUCCAAAUUAAAUAAAAGUUUUAUUUUACUUAAAAAUAAAAAUCAUAAGGAAAUGGAAGAUAAAAAAAAAAAACAUAAAAUAAAAAGUGUUGUUAUACAUAAAAGUGCAACAAAGGAAAUUACUGAAAAAGUAAAUAAAGAGGAUAGUAAAUGCUUUUUAAAUAAAAAUAAAAAGGAAAGUCAAGAAAUUGAAAAUGAAAAAAAUAAAAUUUUUUCUAAAAGUGAUGAAUUUACGGAGAAUUUAUCAAAAAACGACGAUUUAAAAAAAAGUAACAUGAAUAAAUUAUACUCUUUAAAUUUUCUGACAUCAAUUAAGGAUGAUGAACAAAUUAGUUUUUGUUCUUUAUUAUUAUUUGAACAUUUAAAAGAGUACAUUAAAGUUCAAUAUAUUAAAAAGAAAAAAAAUAGAAUGCGUAAAAAAAAACUAAGAAAAGAAAUAUUAAAAAAGUCUGCAAAUAUAUUUAAUACAUUAAAAAAUAAAUCUAUUGAUGAACUAAUUAAAGUUAAAAUAAUUGAAACACAAGAAUCUUUCACAAAAAUUGACAAAAUAAAUUCUACCAUUGAUCCACUUGCAACCAAUCAAAAAAAAAAUAUAAUGAAUUGUUCUAGUUUAUCAUACGAGGAAAAAACUUCUAUUAUUAAUGAAGUAGAUUUAGAAAAAGAAAGUAACGAUAAAAAUAAUAAUAAUGCAAACAAUAUAAAAAAUAUUAAUGAUAAUGAAAACAAUGUGAGUAGUUAUUGUGAUAAUAUAAAUGGCAUCAGUAAUAAUAUGAAUAAUACAGAAAGAGAGCAAGAAAAAAGUCAAUGCUAUAAUAGUAAUUUAACCAAAGAAACUAAUCUAGAAGUAAGAGAAAUAAAAAAAAAUUCCGUUAAAGAAAAUGAUAAAUGUAUAGAUUUAAAUAAGUUAAAUGAAGUUAAAAAUGAAGAUAUAAAUGAUGAAAAAAACAAAUGUAUUUCACAUGAUAUAUCAUCAGGAAUUCCCAAUAAAAAUGACGAAUUAAAUAAUAAAAUAGAUCAAAAUAAAAGUGACGAUUCCAAAAAAAUAAAAAGCAAAGAUACCAUUAGUAAAGAAGAUAAAAAUGAAAAAUUACUAAAAGAAGAAGGUGAUAUUAAAGUAGAGAAAGACAAAAAGAAAGAUCAUGCUAAAGAGAAAGAUUAUAGUCUUUUAGAAAGUAAUUCUUCACGAAAUAAUUCCAAGUGGAGUAAUAUUAGCAAUACACAAAAAAAAUUAAUAGAAGAUGAAUAUUUUCUCAGAUCAAUGACAAAAUUUUUGAGAUAUAACCCUUUUUUAGAUAAGGAAUUUAUAGGUGAGUAUAUUUCACACAGGAAAAAUAUAAACAUUUUAAAGCAUUAUGUAAGACUAUUUGAUUUUUGCAAUUUAUCAUUAUUAUCUUCAUUAAGGUUAUUUUUACAUUAUUUUAAAUUACCUGGUGAAGCACAACUAAUUGAAAGAAUAUUAGAACAUUUUAGCUUAUGUUUUUUUUAUUCAAAUCCUAUAUAUGGUGAUUUAGAUAGUGUUUAUAAAAAUGAAAAUAAUAAAAUAGUUUGUUUAUUGAAAGAAGAAGAAUUAUCUAAUAUAAAAAGGUAUAUUCUAAUAGAUUAUUUAAACGAUAACACAAAUGAUAAUAAUAAUGAUAAAACCAUAACUCAUACGAAUAGCAAUAACAAUGAUGAUACCAAUACAGAUAAAGAUAAUAAUAUGAAUCAUUGUGUGGAUACAUAUAAAAAUAGGUGUGAAUGUGAUAACAGCGAAGAUAACUUUGAAUAUAAUAUUCAAAAAAAAAUAAAUUUAAAAAAAAAUGUUGAUAUAAAAGAUUACGUUCAUAGGAAUGUUUAUUAUAUUUCAAAAAAAAUUCAAUCAAUGAAUGAAGAAGAAAUAAAAAAAAAAUAUGUAAUUGUUGAAAAUAGCGAUGUUAUUUUUAUUUUAACUUAUUCAAUUAUUAUGCUGAAUACAGAUUUGCACAAUAAUCAAGUGAAAAAUAAAAUGAAAUUAGAAGAAUUUAUUAAAAAUAAUAGAGGUAUAAAUAAUGGGAAAAAUAUAGAUAGAAUAUAUUUAGAAAAUUUAUAUAACUGUAUAUUAAAUGAAGAAAUUAAAUUAUUUUCAAACACUCAGAAUUCAUAUACUAAUGAUGAUCAGUAUUGGAGAUUAUUAGAAAAAAAGAAGAAGCAAUAUAAAAAAUAUCAUUCUAUUAAAGAAAGAGAUGCACAUUUCUAUAAAUAUGAUAUAAACAAACUAAUAGUAAGAAAUAAUUUUCUUCAAAUAUUUUUUGAAAUUUUUAGAAGAACUAAUGAUUAUAAUUUAACAGAAAAUUGCUUGUGUAUAUUUAAAAUGUUCAUAAACAAUUUGGCGUUUUAUAAUGAUCUCACAAAUGUUAAUAAAUUAUGUUAUAUAUUUAAAUAUAUAAAUUUUAAUUUAACACAAAAGUCUCAAUUAUUAUUAUAUCUUUUUUUCUAUUUUGUUAAAAAAUGUCACAAUUUAUUUCGUGAUUGUUGGUUUAUAUAUAUAAAUACAAUAUUCAAAUUAGUAUCAAUUGAUCUUAUACCAAUUUUUUUUUAUCUUCAUAUUUAUAUAAAUAAUAACCAGUUUAACAAUGAUAAAGAUUUUUUAAAUGGAAAUUAUAAUAAAGGAAAUUCGUUAGAAACAUAUAAUAUAAAUAAAAGUAUAACAGAAAUAUAUCAACAUCCUUUUUUAGUUUUUAAAAAAAAUGUGAAGAAAUUGAAUAAAUCUAAAUGGAUUGAUGAGUUCAGUAAUAUAUUUUUUUCGAAAAAUAAUAGUAAUGAAAAUAAUAAUUUAUCUAUUAUAUUCAAAGAAAAUUAUUCUGAAAAAAUAGAGGAAGAUAAAAAAAGAAAAAAAAAGAGAGAAGAGAAGCAAGAUCAUUUAAAUAAAGAAAAUGAGAAAAUGAACACACAAAAUAACACAAAAUUUAAAAAAUUAGAAGAUAAUGGAGAAGAUCAUGAUGAUGAUAUUGAAGAAGAUGAAUUAAAUUACAUUUAUGUGAAUAUUAAAGUAGAUCCUAAGAAUGUAGACAAUAGUAUCAUCAUAGACAAUAUAAAUAUUUAUAAAAGAUUAAAAUUAGAUAUUUAUAAUUUUUUUACCUUUAAUGAUUUUUAUAAUAAUAUGAUUACUAAUUUAAAUAUUAGUAGUUUUGUACAUUUAAUAAAAUUUUUAAUAAUUAAGUGCUCAAUUAAUAAAGAAAAUGAAACGAAUAUCUUAAAUUUAGGCAAUAAGGCAGAAUUGAAUAAUCCAUCUUCAAAAUCUCAAAUGGCUAGUAAUAGUUAUUUAAAUAAUGAUAAAUAUAAUGUUGCUUAUAAUAUGCAUGAUCAUAUAAAUGAUUGUAAUCCAGUUUUGGUUAAUUCAGAAAGUUCUUUUGAUUUGUUCUGUUGUAAAAAAGCUAAAACAUUUGCAACUCAAAUAUUAUUUCAAGUUAUAUGUUUUAAGAUUAAUUAUACUUAUGUAUUAUAUAAUAUUUUAUGCAAAUUAAACCUGAAAUACACUAGAAAGAAUAAUUUGAGAAAUAUGGAGAAUAAUAAUCCAUUAUUUGAAAAAUCGCACGAAGACUUUUCCGAUAUUAUGAAUACUGAAAAAUAUUCUGAUCAAUCAGCGCAAGAAAGAAAUAAAACAAAAGAAGUAAAAUUGAAUACAAAAAAAGAAAAAAAAGAGGAAAAAAAGAGAAAUAAUUUUGAUCUUUCUUUAAAUAAUAUAUAUGAUACAGAUAAUUCAAGCAACAGCUCUCUUAGUGAUUCAGUACUUAGUGAUGUGUCUAAUGAUUCAUUUAUUAUUAAAGAAAAUGAAACAUCUAAGAAAGAACUAUAUUUAUAUCUUAAUGAAGGUGAUGAAAAAGAACAAGAAAAUCAAGAAAAUCAAGAAGAAACAAAAAAUUGUAAAAAUUGUUGUGAAUUUAAUAAAGUUUAUGCAUAUGCUGACUACGGAGAUGAUGACGAAGAUGAAGAAGAUGAAGAAGAAAAAGAUAAAGAACAAGGAGAGGAUGAGGUAACUACUGAUAAUAAUUCUGAAGGAAGGAUGGAAUACUGUGAAAAGGCAAAUUUAAAUCACAAUAAAUUUUUAAAUGGAAAAAUAAAUAAAAAUAUUUGUAUGGAUGAAAGGAAAGAAUUUUUAAUUGAUAAAAUUAAAAUAGAUCUUUAUAUGAAAACAUAUAUUAUGCAUUUAAAAAUUAUAGCAAUUACAUUUGAGCAUUUUUUUAAAUUAUUAAAUAACUUUUUAAUAAUAAAUUACAAUGAUGAUAAUAUUUUUACUAAUAUUUAUAAUAGCGUUUUUAAAGAUUACAAAAUGAAAAAUUUAAAAAUUAAGACAGAAAAAGACAUUUCAAAUGAUGAUAGAUAUCGUAUUUAUGACAAAAAUUUUGAAGAAAUAGAUAAAAUUUUAAAUUAUAAAGACGAAAAAAUAGAUAUAACUGAUAUUGAAAAUAAAUUAUUUCUCGUAAGAAGUUCAAGUGAUGAUACAGAAGAAUGGUUAUUUAUUGAGCAGUUAAUUAUGAGCAUAAUGAAUUUCUCCUACAUUUGUUUUAAUAUUUAUAAAGACAAUAAAAAUAAAAUUAGUAAAAGAAAAUUAAAUAAGAUGAAUUACAAUAAUUCUUUCUCAAAAAAGUAUUUGCAAAUUAAAAAAAAAAACAAGAAAUUCUUUUUUCUGUGUGGUAUAUAUUUAAUAUAUAUUCUACAAUUUUUAAAAAAAAAUAUUUUAUAUCGUUUUAUUGAUAAAAUUAUAUAUGUAUUAGAGAAAAUUUCAAAAAAUAUAUAUGUAAACAGCUGCAUAAUAAAUAUAUAUUUACACAUGUUGCAAUUAAUAAUGCCAAAUAAUAUUUUAUGUAAAAAUACAAAUAAUACAAAUAUUUCCCUAAAUGAUAAAGACAUAUAUAUUUAUAUAGAAAAGGCAACUAUAUAUACGGAAAGUAUUAAUAAUAUAAUAAACAACAACAACGUUUUAUUAAAAUUAAACAAUUUUAAUAUUGAAAAUAUCAUUUUAUCAUUGUUACCCUACUUACUAUUUUUUAACAACAAAAAAGAAGAAAUUAAUGCACAUAUAGCUUCUAUUAAUUCAGAAUGUCUACAUAUUAUAUCAAACAUUUAUUAUAAAAGUAUAUAUAUGUAUAUGAAUAAUUCAAAAAAAAAUAAAAUAAAUAAAAAUACUAUUAUGAAUUACGAAAAUAAUGAUAAAACUAAUGUAUACAGAAAAAAUGAAGACCUUGUUUUUGACAAGAUUAUUGAAUUAAAAAAAAUGUACAUUUUUUUAUUAACGUGUUUUGUGCUUUCAUUAGCUUGUUCUUUUAGUUCUAAGAAGACGAGAAGUGAAGCAUACAUAAAAUUGCAACAAUUUUUAUUUAAUGAAAAUUAUAUUUUCAAAAAAGUAAAUAAAAAUGAGAUUAAUAAUAAUAAUCAAAAUGAAAAAAGUGGAUUAGAUGAAAAGUAUGUUUACAAAGACGAAAAAUUAAUAGAUUUAAUAAGUAAUUUUAUUAUAUUACCAUUGAUAACAUAUAAUUAUUACUUUCCUUUUAUAUGUAAAAAUAUGUAUGUAGAAGAAUAUAAUUAUAAUAAAGAGCAAAAGAGUAAAAAGGAGAAUGAAGCAAACUAUAGUGAAAAUAAUUCUAUUAAUUGUUUAAUAUCUAAAAAUAAUUAUUGUAAAGAGGCAUUACUUAAUUUUAAUUUGUAUAACAAAAAAAAAGAUAACGAUUUAUCUGAUAAUGUAUUGAAAAAUGAUGAGUAUGAAAACUGUGGAUGCAUUAUUAAUUAUAAAAAUAUAGAAACAAUAGAUCAGGAUUCAAAUAAAUUAAAUAAUUUAUUUAAUUAUGCAAAUGAUUAUUAUAUUCAUACUGUGCUACAUAAGCAAUACAAUUAUUAUUUCAGUUAUUUAUUUGCAAAAAAAAUGUUAUCAUAUGAUAAUGUAUGUUACCGAAAAAGUAUGAGUAUUAGCUUCGUAAGCCAUAUUAUUUUGUCAUUUUUAUAUUCAUUACUUAAUUGUUCAGGAGAUAUGUGUGAUAAUAAUAAUGAUAAUAGCAAUAUUAAUAAUAGAAAUAUUUAUAAUAAUGAUAAACAUAAAUCAACUGAAAUAGAAAAAGAAGAUAAUGAUUCUGUAUUAAAUGACCAAAUUAAAAAUAAUCAUGUAAAUGAUGAAAAUGAAGAAGAAAAUGAUAUCAAUUUAUAUGAAUUGCUAUGUCUAAAUAAUGAAGGAACUUAUAAUAGAAUUGUAACAAAAACAAAAUGUGAAAGUAAUUGUAUUUAUUAUUUUUUGAAACAUUUUUAUCAUGCUUUGUUAACUAUUAAAGAAGAAGCAAAAAAAAUUUUAAAUAUUUAUAAAGAAACGUUCAUAGAGAAUAUUAAAAAUAUUAUAUAUGUUUCUUCAUCAUAUGCAUAUUCGUUAAAAGAUCAUCGAAUUAAUUGUUUCUCUCAUAUUAAAAAUGGUCUAUUUUUUUUAAAUGAAGAAGAAAAAAAUCAUUUAAAGUCUUAUAAUAAACAAAAUAUGGGAAAAAAAAGAAACUCAGAAGGUUUUGAUUUUGAAAAUGAUGUUUUUAAAAAUAUACUCAAAUUGCAAGCUAACGUUAGAAUUAGUAUAUCUAUUGUUUAUUAUAUUCUAUAUUCUGAUAAUAGUCAAAAUAAUCAAUUCAAAAUUAUUUUUGAAGAAUUAUUAAAUGUUUUAUUAACAAAAUAUAAUGAUAAUCCUGAUGAUCUAGAUGAGGUAAAUCAUUGUAUAAAGAAAAAAGAGGUAAUUACAGAAAAAAAAUCAACUGAACAAAGUAGUAUACAAAAUGAAAUUAUAAGAGAUAAGGAAAAUAUAAAUAUGGAACAAGAAGAAAUUAAUAAAGAUAAUAAAAGUGAAGAAAAUAAAAAAAAUAAGGAAAGUAAGAAAAACGAAGAACAUAAAAGAGAUAAAGAAGGUAAGAAAAACAAAGAAAAUAAAAAAGGUAAAGAAAGUAAGAAAGAUAAAGAAAAUAAAAAAGACAAAGAACAUAAAAAAGAAAAGGAAAGUAAAAAAGACAAUGAUAAAGAAAAAAAUAAAAAUUGA
Molecule: messenger RNA, 8817 nt
Organism: Plasmodium relictum
Lineage: Eukaryota; Apicomplexa; Aconoidasida; Haemosporida; Plasmodiidae
Gene: SEC7
Product: protein transport protein SEC7, putative
Exons: 1
Coding region: 1-8817 (2938 amino acids)
Biological process (GO): regulation of ARF protein signal transduction
Molecular function (GO): guanyl-nucleotide exchange factor activity
Source: RefSeq, a predicted model, not a curated record